Molecule: messenger RNA, 2250 nt
Organism: Camelina sativa (false flax)
Lineage: Eukaryota; Viridiplantae; Streptophyta; Magnoliopsida; Brassicales; Brassicaceae
Source: RefSeq, a predicted model, not a curated record
UUUCAAUUUCCGCCAAAUAUUUUGAGAACCCGCCGCUCUCUCUCUCCCUUUAUAAUUUCCCCCAAAUCUCUCACUCAUCUCGAUAACCCUAAAUCACUCUCUCUCUCUCUAUUACUCUUUUGUCACACUCGUUUCAACAAUGGCGAUUGAGAUUCAGGUUCCUUGCGACGGAGACGGUGUGUGCAUGCGGUGCAAGGCCACUCCUCCUGCUGAAGACUCGCUCACUUGCAGCACGUGCGUCACUCCAUGGCACGUGGCUUGUAUCCUCCCCGAAUCGCUCGUUUCUUCGACCGGAGGAGAGUGGCAGUGUCCCGAUUGCUCAGGCGAUAUCGUCGAAUCCGCCGUUCCGGUUUCCGGAACCGCUGGUGGUGCGGUUCUCUUAGCAGCGGUCCGUGCGAUUGAGGCUGAUGUGACACUCACUGAUGCUCAGAAAGCUAAAAAAAGGCAAAAACUCAUGAGUGGUGGUUCUGGUGGUGGUGUCGAUGAAGAAGACGACGAGAAGAAGGAGAGCGAUGAUGAAAAGAUCUGUUGCUCUAUUUGCAUUAAAUUGCCUGAAAGACCUGUUACGACACCGUGUGGUCACAACUUCUGCUUGAAAUGUUUUGAGAAAUGGGUAGCUAAAGGUAAUCUAACUUGUAUGACAUGCCGAGGCAAGAUUCCCAAACACGUGGCCCAGAAUCCACGCAUCAACUUAGCUCUAGUCUCUGCUAUUCGUUUAGCAAAGGCUUCAAAUUCUGCUGUUGUCAUAACUUCAGCCAAGAUUCAACAUGUUGUUAGGAAUGAAGAUCGGCCUGACAAGGCAUUCACUACGGAGAGGGCUAAAAAGACUGGGAAAGCUAACGCUUGUAGUGGUAAGAUUUAUGUCACGAUUCCAGGUGAUCAUUUUGGUCCGAUAACAUCCGAGUAUGAUCCCACUAGAAACCAAGGUGUCUUGGUUGGUGAGUCCUGGGAUGACAGACAAGACUGUAGGCAGUGGGGAGCGCAUUUCCCGCAUGUUGCUGGAAUCGCUGGGCAAUCUGGUUUUGGAGCUCAGUCAGUUGCUCUCUCUGGAGGGUAUCUAGAUGAUGAGGAUCACGGCGAGUGGUUCCUCUACACUGGAAGUGGUGGAAGGGAUCUCACUGGAAACAAAAGAACUGCUAACAUACAGUCUUUCGACCAGAAGUUUGCGAAAAUGAAUGAAGCUCUACGAAUUAGUUGCAAAAUGGGCUAUCCUGUCCGAGUUGUCAGGUCUCACAAGGAGAAGCGUUCAGCAUAUGCCCCUGAGAAAGGAGUGAGAUAUGAUGGGGUUUAUAGGAUUGAGAAGUGCUGGCGAAAAGUUGGAAUACAGGGUUCUUUUAAGGUCUGCCGUUACCUGUUUGUCAGAUGUGACAAUGAGGCAGCUCCAUGGGCCAGUGAUGUGCUUGGUGAUCGUCCAAGGCCAUUGCCUGUUAUUCCUGAGCUGAAUAAAGCUACUGAACUGUUUGUGAGAAAAGAGAAGCCAUCAUGGGAUUUCGAUGAAGCUGAUGGUCGUUGGAAAUGGAUGAAGUCUCCACCUGCUAGUAGAAAGUGUGUUGCUGCUCUGGAUCCUGAGUAUAGGAAGAUCGUUAGGAAAAGAGGAAAGAACUCUAUCAUGGACAAACUUCGCAAAGAGUUCAACUGCCAAAUCUGUCAUAAAGUGAUGAGUCUCCCAGUGACAACGCCUUGUGCUCACAACUUCUGCAAGGGAUGCUUAGAUGCUAAAUUUGCUGGGGUAGCUCAAGUGCGGGAGAGAAGCAGAGGUGGGCGCACACUACGUACAAAGAAGAAUGUCAUGACCUGCCAUUGUUGCACUACUGACCUCUCUGAGUUUCUCCAGAACCCACAGGUGAACAGAGAACUGAUGGAGGUGAUUGAGAAUCUGAAGAAGAAAGAGGAAGAGUCUCAAGCCGUUGAUGAACCAAGCAAUGACGCAGCAGAGUCUUCUGGAGGAAACACAGAGUCCGAAGAAGAAGAAGGAGAAGAGGAAGAGGAGGAAGCUGAACCACCAAGUAAGAAGAUCAAACUGGACAGCGACUGUGUUGGACCUGUUGGUGUUGGAAACUAAAGAAACUAGAGUGACUUAGUAUAUAUAUCAAUAUUAAAUAACUCUCUCGGUCUCAGCUCAAGGAGCUCUUUUUUUUUUUGCUAAACAGCUCAAGGAGCUCUUUUGGUUUGUAAUAUUUCGUACCAAAACUUAUGCGGCUUUUUAUUAUUUUGGUCUUAAUUCCAAACUUUAUUAGAACUUUGUUGAUU